Messenger RNA from Desarmillaria tabescens, 1226 nucleotides. RefSeq lists its product as uncharacterized. The record is from RefSeq and is a predicted model, not a curated record. The transcript is spliced from 6 exons. Bases 176 to 1177 code for a protein of 333 amino acids. Lineage: Eukaryota; Fungi; Basidiomycota; Agaricomycetes; Agaricales; Physalacriaceae.
AUUCGAACACGGUGCUAUGUGAUUCAAAACUCAAGCGAUCCUCGUUCCUGCAUAUAUAUGCAUAGAUCACGCAUGUCCCUGUUGCACAUACGCCGAUGCUGUAAUCUGCAAUGAUCCUUAGCUCUUUGUUUGAUCGGGAUUUGCCUUGGAGCAUGCUCGGGAGUGUGAGCGUGUUAUGCCCGUCAUUUCCUCUGGCUCCGCCACCCCGGCACUCGAAUGUUGUAUUCCAAAAAGCCUUGCGCCUGAGAAGCCCGAUUUACAGUUCUUCUCGACUUUGCUUGACACUCUCCGGGCGCCUCGCGUACACACCCUCAGCAUUCGCCGACUCUACAACGUACCUCCCUUCCGUCUGCCACCUAGAAUAGGCGCUCAGAUGUCAAACUUCCGUGUCGGGUGGAAUCCCGUAGAAUUCGAUUUAAAGUCCCUUCCAUCCUCGCUUUUGCAAUCAUUGCACGAAUCGAGGGCCACGACUAAGGAGUCCGCAGCCGGACGCCUUUCUCCACCUAUGUUUAUCAUCCGUUCUUCUCUCCUAUGCAAGGGGAACCCUGAAGCCUGCCUCCGACACACGGUUGACUUUUCCGGCUUCGCACUGGAACAAGAUCAACUUUCAUCUCCUUCCGCGACCUCGAAUGGGCACGCGAUCAUUAGCUCUGCUCAGCCCAUCACAAUCCCGGAGCCAAUCAGCUUGUUGCUUCGGGUCAACUGUCAGGGUUUUGUGCGCCCGCCCUUCCAGUUUCAGAAGUAUCUAACUGUCUCCUGGAACGCUGUCUUCUCGCAGAAGUUCCCGUGCGCGGGCGUACACAUCCUUCUCUGUGCUUCACCCCUCACUGUCGGUCUCACACCCGGCUAUCACCCCGGCGACGGAUGCGCACGUUCGUCUUCAACCCAGUCGUUGAAGAACGAGUACAUCAGCAUCUGUUCUCUGACCGGACUUCUCUGGUGCCUCAUCAACGACUUCGAUCCCGUCCUCGGAAGGGGGAGCGUGUACCAUGUGCUCGAUCUGACACUCUCUCCUCAUCUUGGGGAUCUGUGUGUUACGUGCAAGACGAAGUGGUUCGAAGGUAUGCCGAUGGUGAUCAAGAUAAGAAAUGCCUUAGAGGAAUUUCGACUUCAGAUUGCGGUACCGGGAAAAGAUAAUGCCCAGUUUUGGAAGGAGAGUAUCUGUGGGCCGGAUUAGUGUUGAGGUUCCGUGUUAUGUCGUGAGGGUACUGCGUGGCGAUUUUGUA